AUGAAUGAGACGGAGGAGAUGGCCUCGAUGAUAUCAACUGAGAUGGAACCAAACCGUCAACGAAAGUGCACUUGCUGCAAGCCCUCCUUCGGCCGGAGGAUUUCCAUGAUUAUGUAUUUAUUGCUUUUGCUGGCUGAAUUAGUGGUUACUUUCACUUUCAUUUAUUAUUUUGGAAAAUCAAUAUCGUCCGUUUUCACUUCGGAGAGUCACUUAAAAACCACGAAUCUAUCAUCUAGCACCAAAAAUGCCUCUCACGUAUUUCCAAUGCAGCUUGUGCGCUACUUCGGCAGGACAGAAUCUUACUCCAGACUGAUUAUGGCCUUAAAUUGUUUGGACACAGUGAACUGUUGGAUCUUUCUUGGAGCAGUUUUCAUAUCUCCGCAUUUCACCGGCUUCUGCCCUCUGAUGAAAAAUCUUAUUCGUUUGCCGAAAUUUUGGACCUUACUAUUUGUAUUUGUGCUCUUUGUCAUAGGGGAUGUUAUUGAGAGCACAAGUUCCUCAAUCGUCGCAUCCGUAUACAAAUUUAGAGCUAUGGUAGCAGUUUGCGUUACGUUCUCCCUGAAUGCGUUCUUUGUAACAAUGAUUCUUGGAGUUCUGAAUGAAAUGAAAAUUUGCCAUAUGGCACCGGGGCAAGUGCACUUAAUAUUUAAGGGGGCACUUAUUAUCUUCUGCUUUCGAUUGCUUGUAUACUUGAUUUAUACAAUACUUUAUUUAGCUGUAAUCUUAUAUUUAAUCGCUGGAGUGAAGGAUAGCUAUUGGCGGAAGGGAGGUACGUUUACAACCUGUGUAAGUAGUUUUCUUUUCUUGCCUUUUUACAAAAAAGGAACUGAACUUGUAUGGACAAAAAUAUUUCAUGAUGACAAGUACAUUAUAGGGAAGAUUACAGGCCCUGAAAGACAAGACAGUGAUGUAAAUAGUACCAUCCAGGCUGUUUAA
This is a messenger RNA of Pocillopora meandrina, 936 nucleotides long. The record is from the annotation of a GenBank genome assembly. NCBI's taxonomy places the organism in Eukaryota, Metazoa, Cnidaria, Anthozoa, Scleractinia, Pocilloporidae.